This is a messenger RNA of Macrobrachium nipponense, 2262 nucleotides long. Its product is annotated as facilitated trehalose transporter Tret1-like. Gene Ontology annotation, biological process: transmembrane transport. Lineage: Eukaryota; Metazoa; Arthropoda; Malacostraca; Decapoda; Palaemonidae. The record is from RefSeq and is a predicted model, not a curated record. Gene Ontology annotation, molecular function: transmembrane transporter activity. Bases 475 to 1932 code for a protein of 485 amino acids. Gene Ontology annotation, cellular component: membrane. The transcript is spliced from 10 exons.
CACCCUCCCAUUCCCGCCUUCGUCAAGGGUAAUAUAAGUUAGGUCGCGUCAGUUUUACAGCUCGCAGUCUUAGUGGUAAAGGUGCUCUUGUGGUAUCCUGUGUGCUAGGGAGGAGGAUCUGCAAAGAGUGAAGGUUUGCUCAACUGUGAGAGAAAUUAAGGAAGACUCUCAAGAUUGCUUAUCAGCUCUGAGUUAAGAGGCUAACGAUAGACAGGAUAACUUCUUUCUUUACACAAAUCUUAACUAUAGACAGCAAAACGGGGCUAAAGAAAAAUAACUACCGCAGACCUCUUGAUGGCUCUGAUUUCAUGACAGAAAAUAAUCGUCUGCUCUACUCUGACGUUCAUGUUAACAUGAACAGCAGCAGUGCCUUCGUGAGCGAUAUACAGUAAUCUAGUCUUGUCUAAACCAUCAGAACCCCCAAUAGAAUUUGACUCUCGCCUUACUGUGUUGUUACUUUGUAUUACAUCCAAAAUGGAAAUCAAGGACCCGGUCGGUAUAAUCAACGAAGGAUAUACCAAGAAUCCCGAAGAAGAAAUACCAAAAUGUAAGCAAAAAUAUCCCGAGGAUUGGCCAAAGGAAGACCCUCAGGCGAAGAGUUGUCGUCUUAUGAAACAGGGCAUGAAGAUGUUUCUGGUCAGCUUAGGCAAGUGGAGCAUUGGCUCAAUGUUGACCUUCCCCUCCGUCGUAGCAAAUGACCUCAGACAAAACAACACAACUAUUUUCGGAGCUCCCAUUUCGCUCACGGAUUCUCAGAUGGACAUGCUAGGCAGUUUAUUGAGCAUUUUUACAAUUGUUGGCGCAUUGAUAGCAGCGCCCAUAAUCAACGUGAUAGGAAGACGCCUUUCCAUGAUGAUAUCUGGUGUGUUGGUCACCCUUGGAUGGUUGGGAGUUGUUAUUCUCCCGGGUGCGGCGGGCCUACUUGUUGCCAGGAGCAUCUGUGGUGUGGGGCUCGGCAGUAUUAGUGUCGCCAUCAAUAUAUACAUCGUAGAGAUACCUGAACCUGAGGUCCGUGGUAUAGUAUUUAUAGUCGUCAAUAACGGAAUAUUAGCAGGUCAGUUGCUAACUAUGGCUGUUGGCUACGGUGCCAGGUAUUUCGUGGUAGCAAUUGUUAAUGCAGUCAUUCCUUUCGUGUUUGUUAUAUCUCAAAUAUGGCUGCCGGAAAGUCCAAGUUUUCUCGUCAUCAAAGGCCGAGAGGAGGCUGCUCGGAAAGUGCUGCUGGAACUCAAAGGACCCUCAGCGGAUAUCGAGUCCGAAAUUAUGAGCUACAAGACUUUGAACCAAAUUUCCAAAAGUAAGGAGGGAGACUCUUGGAAAGGACUCUUCAAAGCCGAUGUGCUGAAGGAUAUAAUCGUCGUUUGCAACUUAUUCACGAUCCUGUAUUUAGCAGGAUACUACGUCAUCAGUGCCAAUACUUCCAGGAUCUUCGUAGCUGCUGGAUCGAGAGUGGAUGGCAGUCUGGCUGCUCUGAUAAUUACAGCCGUACAGCUGAUCCCCGGCAUUGCGUCAUCGUUCUUGAUAGAUCGCCUUGGAAGAGUGAAGAGCCUUAUUAUAUCUUAUUCUUGUAUCUGUGUCCCACUGACUGUCAUGUCGGUCUACUCUGCAUUCGCUGACGCCGCCGGGAGCCAAGACUACUGGUGGAUUCCCCUCGUGUGUCUGGUGAUCUCUCAAGCUGCUGGGGUCCUCGGGGCAAAUCCUAUCCCUUUCAUCUUGAGCAACGAGUACUUCCCGACCGCCAUCAGAUCCCAGGCUAGCAGUAUCUGUUAUACGAUAGGAACAGUAGCCGGCUUCCUAACUCUGCAACUCUACACGCCCAUGGCUCAAGGGAUGACGCAAGCCGGCCUGUACGCCUUCUACGCCUCUGUCUCUGCUGCUGGCGUUGCUUUCUCCUACUUCUUCGUGACAGAAACGAGAGGGAAGAAAGUGGGCUGAAGUCUCAAUUUAAGUCUGACUGAAAUUGCAACACUUGUGCCUAUGGUAGUCAACAGCUUUAAAAACUGAAUAUGAGACUUGGCUGGGCCAAGUCGACAUUCCCAACAGUAUGGUUAUCCUGCUGUACAGUACCUGAAUAUGUGUUCAAUAAAGUUGUAGUUUAUGUGAAAAGCCAUUGAGGCUUUGUUGAUUUUCAGGUUUAAUUAUAUUUUCUUUUCAUUGCAAUAGAUGUUUUGCUGUUAUAUUUAUAAGAUUUUGCGAUACUCCACUAGUUGUUUAAAUGUCAGUUUGUUUCCAUUUUUUAUGAUGUAUUAAAACAGUAUGUUUAAA